UACAUUGGCACUGCGGCAGCUUCCUGCAGACAUGUGGAAGGCCUAAUGGUCCUAUUGGCCGCCACCCUGACGUCACUACCUGCCGCUGCCGACGGGCAGAUCACCACCAAGUUAGACAAUCUGGACCAGGACCGGAUCCUUAACAGUGACCGGCUCUUAAACGCGUACGCGGAGUGCCUCCUGUCCGAUGGAAAGGAUCGAUGUACCCCAGAGGGCACAGAGCUGGAGGUGCUCCUUGUGGCAGGCUUGCAGACUGACUGCGCCAAGUGCAACGAUAAUCAGAAGGCGAGGAUGGAUAAGAUCAUCAGGUUCACAAUAGGCAACAAGAAGGACUUCUGGGAGAAGUUGAAGGCCAAGUAUGACCCCGACGACAAAUAUUUCAAGAAUUACGAGCGGCGCUUCAGCGUGACCUCUUGAGCACGCUGCACCACACAGCUCAUAGAACACUACAUGUGCCCGGUGGGCGUCCUCUCUUGCAGGACCAA
Schistocerca serialis cubense is the source of this 485-nucleotide messenger RNA. RefSeq names its product ejaculatory bulb-specific protein 3-like. The transcript has a single exon. The record is from RefSeq and is a predicted model, not a curated record. Lineage: Eukaryota; Metazoa; Arthropoda; Insecta; Orthoptera; Acrididae. The coding region runs from base 46 to 417 and encodes 123 amino acids.